Messenger RNA from Malurus melanocephalus (red-backed fairy wren), 4733 nucleotides. RefSeq names its product chromosome unknown C2orf76 homolog (gene CUNH2orf76). Lineage: Eukaryota; Metazoa; Chordata; Aves; Passeriformes; Maluridae. The record is from RefSeq and is a predicted model, not a curated record. The coding region runs from base 247 to 627 and encodes 126 amino acids. The transcript has 7 exons.
GGCGCUCCCCGGGCACACUGCUGCUGCGGGCCCAGGGAGGUUCCUCUCUGCAAGAGGAGUGGGCCUCCAGCGCCUCUCAUCUUCCUUCUUGUCCCCGUGGAGGCGCGGGGUUUCCAGYCCUACAUGCGGUCGCCAGCCCAUGUGGAAUAGCACCAAGAAAACACCCAUCUUUGCUGUUUAGUAUAACUCGAGUCAUUUUCAGGUGCAAAGUAUASUUUUCUGAUUGGUUAUCCAGAAUUAAUUCUCAUGUCAGCAGAAGGCUCGACCGUCACMGUCCGCCUCGUCCGCUCUUUUGAGCACCGGAAUUUCAGACCUGUGGUGUACCAUGGAGUUCCCCUGGAUCAGACAGUGAAGGAGUUCAUUGCUUUCGUGAGGAAGGAUGUGUCUUCAAGAACAGGACUUCCUCCUCCUUUUAAAAAUUACAAGUAUGAUACAAUGAAGAUUAUUCACCAAGCACACAAAUCUAAGACUGGGGAGCUUGUAGUGAGUUUGGAAGAUGAUGACAAACUGAUUUUGAAGGAAGACAGCACGCUGAAAGCAGCUGGAGUAGCAAAUGAGACGGAAUUAGCAUUCUUCUGUGAGGAAGAUUACAGAAACUACAGAGCUAAUCCUGUUUCGGCCUGGUAAAGAUCCCAAGAGAUUGUUUUGUUUUCCCAUACCUGUUGUAAAUUUUCCUUAUUCUGCUUAAUGAGAUUUUUCUUAAAGAUCAAUAAAUCCUAGAGGAUUUCUUUGCAAACAGUGCAAUUCCCUUCCUACAGAAAUUAAUUUCUGUCAAUAUGCUAMGGCUGAGAGAAGGAAAUCUGGGGGACAUAAAUGACUUUUUUCUUCCUGCCUUGUCUUUUUGCUGUGCUUGGCUCUUGUGCCUCAGGCAGUGCCAUCCCUGACCUGUGARCACAAGUUCUUGAUGUGAUCCCACAGCAGACAGUGGCUGCAUAUUGAGAUUAUGUAAUGCACAGGAACAUGCCAUCACAGAACUAACUUCUAAUGAAAAUGAAGUGAAACCUUCUUCAAAUGAAAUGUUUUAUGACCAAAUCACUGGGUAUUUUAAAGAACUUGAGAAGAGAAUAUCUUUGUUUUGAGUCAUAGCUUUGCUUCUCUCAUUUUAUGUUUGGUCUCUUUUGUUUAAAUAGUGCAGACAGGCCAKUGUUUCAUGCUUUUCAGUGGUGAAUGCUUUCCAUUAUCCACUCUUUCAGCCCUCUUUAGCAUGCUGGAAGGGACAAAUGUCUCUUGGCAGGCUUUUGUGUCCAAGGACCAGCUCUCCUGUUUGUAGCUUUACUUGAUGGGGACACCUUCCCAAAGGGAUAGGAACAGUGUUCUGCCAGGACACCAGUGUGCCUAAGUAGGAUCUGGGCRUUUUCCCAAAUGGAGUGAAAGCUCAUGGUUUCAGUUUUGAGAAUAAAACCUGAAUGAUUGCAUUUUUUGUGAGGAGAGGCCCAGUCUGUGAGCCACAUGUCUUCAAGACCUGGAAUUGAUUCCUUUAUGCUUUCCAUGAGCCAAAUGCUCUGGUGCUGUGUGUUUGUUCUUGGUAAUUCCAGACUUUCCUACUACAUGAACCCAAUUAAGAAUAAUAGAAAGUAAUCAUGCAUCCAGUGAGGUACCUUUAGAUAGAUACCACUUAUGAAAUGCUUUUUAGGGGGUGCCAACAUGGGACACUGUGCCUUUAAGCCUCUCUCCAUUGAAAUAGGAAUGAUGCUGGCUCUCUGCCUUAGCAGGUCUUUUGGGCAUAGGCUCUGCUAAAUUGAAAACCUCAUGUGAAAUUGUUUUAGACCUACACAUCUACUCUCAGCUCUGGGAGAGAGCUGACAAUGCUGUUUCCAUAAACUUUCUGGAGGAGUAACCCUACCAUUUCCUCGAGCUUUGAUUAUUGUUUUUAUUGACAUGUGGUACUGAAAGCAGAUGUGUGAUUUCCAAAGUAUCUAAAAAAAAUUWCCCUUUAUUUUAGAUGUAGGGCCAAAGACCCCUCUUUAUAUUGUUCCCACCUCAUUUUCCUCAUCCUGCCUGACCUCACCAACAGCUUUGCUUCAGGGCUUUAUUCUCUUGUGAAAAAACUCCACCGCAUUCUCAACUGUGAUUAAAUGAUGGUGUCUUUAUCUUGUAAGGAGUCCUGUGUCACUGAAGUCACCUGUGUUCUCCUGGGAUGCAGAUGCUGUUAUGCAUGCCCUGAUGAAUUUAAAAGGAGAAUUUACCUCUUGCCGUCCCUUUCUGCCCAGGCAGCCUCUGUUGCUGGCAUCUGCUCCCCAAACAUGGUCUCAGCURCCUUACACAGUCUGUCAUGUUUGCAGAUUAACGUGGUUAAUACAAGUUUGUGCUCAUCUUCUUAGACAGUUCAAGCUGAAGCAUUGCACUCCAGACUACCCCAGCUUUGUUCAGCCAAAUUUACCAUCAUGAAGGAAACUUUGUAAGAAUAGAUGUUGUACCAUAGAGAUCAGGGUCUCAGGCUGGCCUGCCAAGGCAUCUAAAUGGUGUUUGUCAGCACAUGAAGCCUCUCAGACUGAGCAACCAUUCUUUUCCUUCUGUUCUGGGAAUUUGAAUUUGGUCUCCAGCCCUUUCAGACAGAUUUGGAUUAGUUUUGUGAUCCCUUUUCUCUAAAGCAUUUGUGUUUGAAAGAGUCACCACAUUUUAACAAUUGUCCUUUCCGGGCUUGUGCAGUUCCAAACUUGCAGUGUCACAUCAAGUGUGGUACAGUGGAAGAGCAAUUCUACAGCAUCAGUGAGAAAAAACCUAAAUAUUCAAGAAUGAUGUGCCUGGCACUCCAGAUUAACUUCUCUUUCCAAGGGAAGAGUUAAACUUCUGCUUUGUGAGCUCAGUUUGCUCUGGCAAUGGCACUUCUUUCUUCAGCAGCACAGUAGAGCCUUUUGUAAUGCUCUCAAUGGCCAUACUUGUAAACUGGUUUCUUCCUGAAGUAUUUUUCUGCUGUGGGUUUGUUUUUAAUUUUUUUAAAUGGGACUUYUAGUAAUGGUUCUUUCAAGUAAACCCCACAAAACCACAGAUAAUAACUGAAAACUUGUUAGGAAAGAUGAUGUUCAAACAUUUUUUUUUUGUGGGAUAUGGCACAGCCUUGUAUCAAAGUAGAUUUGAUUCUGGGAUUGCUGAGUACUGAACGAAAUCUCUGAAGACUGGCUAAUAAAUUAGUAAAGACUGAGAUGUCUUUGCCCAUGUUAUUAUUAAAUCCUUUUUCUGGAUCAGAGUUAGUACUGUGGUUUGUUAUUCUGGCAGAAAUCAUGAACUGCAUGGGUUUACAGUUGCUUUUAAUCAAAAGUUUAGUGRGGUAGGUCUCACAGCUUUGCCAGUGUUCUUAGGCAUUGUGGGGUUAAUAAGGAUUCAUGUUACAGUGUGAUGUUCUUGGAACUAUUCACCAUUCUUUUURUUAAACAAAAGAGCAAUAUCCAGAGAGGACACUGAAAUGAGAUAAAAUUUAUCCUGGGUUAUAACAUUGUAGCAGGGUAAGGCAAUCAGACGGGMCCCUGGGGUGGUGUGUCGGGUUUGGCUGUUUCUUGGAGAAAAAAAACCACUUCAGAAAGACUGGAGUUUUGAUUAGGAGGUGUGAAAGAGUAGCUACUAAAGAAAAAGAGAGGAGAUUUGGAAAGGAAUURUCAUAAAUAGGAAGAAGUGGUAACAGUGUAACUGAAUAAACAGCAAAAUCUGCAUGUGCAGUAUUCUUGGUGUGGAGAUACCAGAGUGGUGCUGCUUUUUGUGGAACUAAAGGUAUAAAAAUGAUGCUUUUCAUAUUUUUUGAAAUGGAAUUAAUUAACCACUCAAAUAAAAAUCUCWCUUUUUCUGGCUUUGUCACAUUAUACUUUCUGCAUCCGACAAUUUUAAUUAUUUUUCUGCCCAAAGGUAGGGAUGUUGCCUCUUGAAGAGGCAAGAGUUAAGAAAAAUGGGCUGACAUGGAUAGCUGAGUUAAAUAUUGACCAGUGACACAAAGGAGUCCUCAAAGGUCUGAUAAGCACUUUACAGUUUUCUGCUUUAUCUGAUGUAAACAUUCUGUCUUAAAGGUGAUCCAGAAAUAUGUUGUGAGCUGUGGUGUUUCUCUUUCAAGUCUCUGGGAGUAUUUAACGUCCUCUGACUGAUCAUUUAUUUAGAAAUGAGCUUGUGAGGAGCAGUCCAAGAAUUCCCACAGCCAYGAUGGGACAUUCCUGUCCUCGGAAGUUAAUAGCCACAGAAAUCCUGGUGUCCUAAGAUCAAGAAACUAAAACCAGAACAUGUAAUACUCAUUCUUGGUUUCCUGUGGCUGAUAGGAUGUCGGAUACAGAGCAGGGCAGAUGACUGGAGGCACUACAAGUGCCUAAGGCAAGUGCACUCUUUUGGUUAUUGAGCAGUUUGGAAGGAGCUUCCUGGCUGGCACCUGACCUCCUUCCAUGGCUUCCUUUCCAUAGUACUACUUGGCACAGAUUUGCAAGGGAUUAAUGAGCCAAGAACCACCCAGCAGACAACUUAAGCUGCUUUUCAUUUUAUCAGGAUAUUGACUUUUCUCUGCUUCCCAUUUCCUAUUGAGUCAGAGAAACAGCCACAGCUUCUAGUGUUUCCCCAUCCCCUUUCCUCUGCUUCUUGCUGCCCCUUUGCUGAUUUGGAGUGCUUUAAUGGUUAGGUUUGCACCUCAUCUGAUAGGCAAUAGCUGCAUUUCCUGUGGCAGUGCAUGUACAUUUUCUAAAAUCUAUUCAUGAAAAAAUAUGCUUUGUAAUAGAGACCUUUUCUAUGCUGUCACUAAUAGUGCACAACAAAGGCUCCUUUCU